GUCCCUGUCUGGUCGUAUAGUGGGGGGGGUGUGGUGGUUUUUCACUCUGAUUAUCAUCUCAUCAUACACUGCCAACCUGGCAGCUUUCCUGACGGUUGAGAGAAUGGUUUCUCCAAUCGAAAGUGCUGAAGACCUGGCUAAACAGACAGAUAUCACAUAUGGAACCCUCGACUCUGGAUCAACCAAAGAGUUCUUCAGGCGCUCUAAAAUUGCCUUGUUUGACAAGAUGUGGCAAUAUAUGAAAUCAGCAGAACCCUCUGUCUUCGUCAAGAAAACCUCCGAGGGCGUCCUGCGUGUCAGGAAGUCCAAAGGGAAAUAUGCCUACCUGCUGGAGUCCACCAUGAAUGAGUACAUAGAGCAGAGAAAACCUUGCGACACUAUGAAAGUGGGAGGAAACCUCGACUCCAAAGGCUACGGCAUCGCCACGCCAAAAGGAUCCCCAUUAAGGGCACCAAAAUGAGCUUAUGGAGCAGCACGCAGCUGAAGGUCCUCAUUAUUGUCAGGUUAUAUUCAGUGCUUCAGUAAUGCUUUAUGUUUUUGCACCUGAAUACCAUGGUCAACAUUAAAAAUGCCAGGUAAACACUGCGUGCUCUUGUAAAAUAUAUUGUGUUCUAGUUCUUGUAAACUAUAUUGUGUUCAUCUCAAUUUAAUCAUAAACAUCGUCGUAUAGCUGUGAACGGUGCUGACAGCAAAAAAGUAAAACCAACAAAGCAUGGCAAACAACUUAAAUGGAACUGUGACAGGCUACUCAGACUGCAGGUAGUUCAUGGAUUUGUCGUAUGGAACUUGAGAACAGUGCAAGUUCACAACAACUAAGUUGUAGCAUGACUGGUUGGAGUUUGAUUACAUUGCAUGUCUUGUGAUGUGACUAUUGUGCAUCACUCACACGCAAGUUUGAUGAUGAAACUCUCUUGCAUCACUAGUUUCACUAACUUAUCAACCAUUUGUUAUAUUUAGCUUUCCAGUUGUAUUGUCAGUGCAGAUAGCAUCCAGUCAGUUAAAUUAAACUUGUUAGUCAAGUGUGAUGUAUUUAAGUUGGAUGCAGUGGUUAGGGGAUCUGGAUCAGUGAGAACAUCUGGAAGAACCAGUUGAACUUCGAGAUGUUAAAAGAGCUAGAGAGUUGGUUGCUGACUCAGCAGCAGCAACUAGCAACCCUUUCACAAACUUCUCUCAGUGAAAACCUCAGUUUUAUUAAUAUCGCCUAAUGGAGCUUUAUGUCCAAUCCUUCCAUAUAUCUAAUGUAUGAAUGUUGCUGUUGUGCUGUGACGUGGUAGAACCAGAGACAUCUUUUUUUUUUAUAGGCCUUUAUUCAUGAUUUUUUUUAAUUCAGAACUAAAUACUCAUUAAAGUAUUCACUUACUUUCUGCAAACUUCUCUUCUACGUUUCCGAUGUCUCAGCUCCUAUCAUGAUCUUUCUGUUGUUAUUUAAUGUUGUUUUCUCCACUACUGCAGUCAAAGUGGAUGAUUUAUGUUAUGUAAAUGGCGGGUUCAGUUAAAAAAAGAAAAAAUCCAACAAAAAAACCUUUGGCAUAUAAAAAUCAUAAUAUAAAAAUGUAGCAAUGAUUUCUUAGUCAAUGACAAAUGAGAUGGUCACACUGAAUUUGUAAAUAACUAAAUUGGAAGUGAACUGAGCCUGUGCCAAGUGAGUAGUUACAUUCGUACACCACAAAAUAUAGUGUUUUAAAUGCCCUAAAUCAGCAUUCAUAAAUCACUUAGUAAUACGUGAAGUUUGCUAUUAACAAGUCUGCUUGAUUCACUAGGAAACAGAAUACUACUCUCCAUUAGCACCAAUUUCACCGCAUAUACAUGUACAUCCCGCCAUUACAUCAUUACUUUUAUGAAAAAAACUCUUCCUGCUGGAUUGUCAUUGCUCCGUUUCAAGAAUCUAUAUAUGUCAGCUCUUAAAAGUAAAACAAAGAAAAAACA
Messenger RNA from Notothenia coriiceps (black rockcod), 1926 nucleotides. Its product is annotated as glutamate receptor 2-like. The transcript has 3 exons. The annotation marks the transcript as partial. The record is from RefSeq and is a predicted model, not a curated record. Gene Ontology annotation, molecular function: ligand-gated monoatomic ion channel activity. Gene Ontology annotation, cellular component: membrane. Lineage: Eukaryota; Metazoa; Chordata; Actinopteri; Perciformes; Nototheniidae.